Molecule: messenger RNA, 1101 nt
Organism: Triplophysa rosa
Lineage: Eukaryota; Metazoa; Chordata; Actinopteri; Cypriniformes; Nemacheilidae
Gene: mdkb
Product: midkine b
Exons: 4
Coding region: 136-579 (147 amino acids)
Molecular function (GO): growth factor activity
Source: RefSeq, a predicted model, not a curated record
AGAGGGUGAGUGUAAGUGCACAGCUAUGCGACCAGCUCAAACUAGUUGGAAGAAACACAAAGAGCAGCAGAUCUCAUAGAGAGACGAGCUCAGGAUACACAUUCACAGCACAGGAUCAUAUUCACAGCAAUAAGAAUGAGGAGUUUAUUCUCAAUAGCGCUUGUUCUGCUGGCGGUCAUGAUGGUCACCGCGGAGGCCAGUAUGAAGAAAAAAGAGAAGGGUAAGGAGCCUAAAGCCGAGGCGGAGUGCAGCGAAUGGCAGUAUGGGAAAUGCGUACCCAAUAGCGGCGACUGCGGUGCCGGCAUUCGGGAGGCGACGUGCAACGAACAGACGAAGAAGACCAAGUGUAAAGUCCCAUGCAACUGGAAGAGAGAUUUUGGUGCGGACUGCAAGUACAAGUUUGGUCGUUGGUCUGAAUGUGACACCACCACAGGAACCAGAAACAGGUCUGGAACGCUGAAAAAGGCGCUUUUCAACGUUCAAUGCCAGGCGUCCAUUACAGUUUCCAAACCUUGCACCCCAAAGACCCCCAAACCCAAGAACGGGGAGAAGAAAAAGGGAAAAGGAAAGGAGACCUAAUUUGAAGACCAGCCACCCCACCCCUGCCCGUCCACACAUUGGCACAUUCCCACAUCUUCAAAUUCAGAGAUGGUGAAAUAAACUGUAGACCUACCUAUUGUUAUUACCCCCACUUUCUUUCUUUUGUAUUUAGUAAAUGUAUGGUUGUCUAUGCUGUUGUAAUUUGGUAGCAAAUCUUUAAUUGUAAUUUGCAUGUAUGAUAUAGGCCACAGCAAAUUUGUUGUCUAACAGAUCGUCUUUACUAAAGAAAAAUCGGGCGAGAACCAACUUGACCCUAGAUUUGCCCCUAAAAGCAUCUAUAUGUACAUUACAACAACAGUGUUUUUGAAAGAAAACCAUUUCUGUACGGUGUAACAUGUAAACUGAAUGCGUUAAACUGCGCCUAGAAGUAACGGCCUAUAUGAAAUAUCUAUGUUUAUAAUUGUAUGGUUUUAGAUUUGUAAUGGAUGUACAAUCAAAUUUACAACACUAAUUACUUCUACAGGUUGUGAAUAAAUGAACAAAAGUGUAUUUUCAAUAUAA